Diversispora eburnea is the source of this 1839-nucleotide messenger RNA. The record is from the annotation of a GenBank genome assembly. NCBI's taxonomy places the organism in Eukaryota, Fungi, Glomeromycota, Glomeromycetes, Diversisporales, Diversisporaceae.
AUGAAGAAAGAUAAUGAGGAAUCGAUGGAUCUAAGUAAUGAUCCAGAAGAAUCUUUUGUAGUUGAUAGCGAUGUUGACGAUGUUGAUAUGCUUACUGAUAUGAAAACUAUUAAAAAAGAAAAAAAUGUAUUGUUGGAUCCUUUAACAGUAUCUCGCUUUACUCCAUCAAUGUCUAAUGUUUUUCGUUCGAAAGAAUCAGAAAUAUGUGUUGUUGGGAUGAAGAGGAAUGAAGGAUAUGUUCUUAUUGCUCCGAUAUAUGGAGAUACAAUUAUUAUGGGUUAUCGUUUGAGUGCGAUAAAUUCUUUAAACUCCGGAUUGAAUUCCUUAGACCUAGAGAAUAAAGAUUUAAAUUUUCAACCAAUAUUUUCACCAAAAACUCAUGCACUUGUUUCGAUUGAAUCGGUAAAGAGACAAGAAGAAGAAGAGGAAAAUUCAAAUCAUUCUGGAAUUAAAUCAACACCAGAAAUCAAAAAAAUCAUCAUCAAUCUUUUGAAGAAAUUACAAUCAAUUAAAGAAGAAAAUUUUGAUACUAUAUUAGCAUUGCGUGGAAUGUCAUGGAGUGGAAUUAAAGGAUUUGAAUCGAUAGCUCGGUUUACUUUUAAAGGUAUAUUUUCAAUGGAAAGGGAAAAAAGGAAAAAUUUAGAUUCAAAGGAAGAUUUAUUCAAAAUUAAUGGAUUUAAUCCGAUUUUUGAAGUAAUACCCGAUGUAACAUUAUUUAAUUUAUUGGAUUCCUGGAAAAGUGUUGUCAGUCAACUUGUCACAAAUUUUAAAGAAUAUAAAUUUCCACCCAUCACAAUAAUAUGUGGACAUCGAAAUGUUGAGAGUGAUAUUGGACAAUCUGAAUUCACACCGGCAGGAUUGAUAUCAUUAAAUAUUUUAGAUUCACCUAUUCUUGGUCCACCAUUUACGCAUAUUAAACAACCUUAUCGAACAUAUUUCUUGGGUCAUAAUACUCCUCGUGAUGAUCCAGAUUAUUAUUUAGAUUGUUUACAAGAAUUAAUUACUAUUUAUCAUCGUGAUAUUGCGUGUGGUCCAGACUUUGGAAUGUAUAUGAGUGAUGAGGAUUUAAAGGUUCCAUUAAUUAUUAAUACUCAUGGUUGGGUAACUGGAUUAGGUUAUGAUAUCUUUCUUAAUAUCCUAAAAUUAGCCAAACCAACAGAUAUUAUUCAAUUUUAUUCACCUACACAAACAUAUAAAAAUCUUCCAAAACUUCCGGAUUAUAUAAUUUCACCACCAAAUGAAGAAUCACCAAAUAUUAUAUUUAUUGAAUCCAUUGAUUCUACAAAAAUUUCUACCAAAUAUCAAUCAUCAGAUCAUAGAACUUUGUCAUUAAUUUCAUAUCUUUAUUCUAAUAUUACAAAACAAGAUAAUACGAAAUGGUGGAAAUUUGAUAUACCAUUAAUUCAUCAAAUUCCUUGGUGUUUGGAUUGGACCAAAGGAUUGAAUAAAGGAAUUUUCUUACUUUUUGGAGAUGUUCCUUUAAGUCAAUUAUUAUAUGCAUUAAAUGGGUCAUUAAAACCACCAAAUUAUUUUUCAUGCCCAAAUUUUUCACCACCUUCGCCAUCUGAAUCUUAUUGUAUAGGUUUAGCCAUAAUACGAUCAAUUGAUCCAAUUAAUCAUACUUUUCAUAUUCUUACACCUUUAUCAUUAGUUCAAUUACAAAGAGUUAAAGCAAUAGUGAAAGGAAAAUUGGAAUUACCAAUUUGGGUUAUGUUGGAUCACACUUCCAAUACAUCUAUUGGGAUUUGUGGUGUACCAUGGAAAAGGAUACCUUAUAUGAGUUUUGAAGCUGGAAUUGGAUUAGGAAACGAAGCACAAAGGGUUAGAAGAAAGGGUUAG